Aspergillus saccharolyticus JOP 1030-1 is the source of this 635-nucleotide messenger RNA. RefSeq names its product CVNH domain-containing protein. The transcript has 2 exons. NCBI's taxonomy places the organism in Eukaryota, Fungi, Ascomycota, Eurotiomycetes, Eurotiales, Aspergillaceae. The coding region runs from base 252 to 572 and encodes 106 amino acids. The record is from RefSeq and is a predicted model, not a curated record.
ACUCAGUCGCGCGAUAAAGCCCACUAAUGAGACCAAGCCAUAUGCUGCCGGAAUGCACCUGGGCGGAAUGCACCUGGGUGAUGGAGGGGGGACCCUAGUGAAUCAGCCCCUUCCACAAUCACCAUAGCAAAGGUAUAAGAAGGUCCCAUCUUCCCUCCGUUGUUACCAACUCUUCUUCUCAUCAACACUCCAUCUAUCAAACAAACCCACUUGAACUUUCUCCCCAGAAACCCCUCAUCUUCGCCGUCACUAUGAGUUUUCACUUGAGUGCCUCUGAAGUCCGCAUUGAUGAUAACCACAUCUUGGUUGCCGUCCUCAGAAACGAGGAAGGUAACGAGAUUGAAUCCAGACUGGAUUUGAACGAGUACCUCGGAAACAAUGAAGGCCGCUUUGAAUGGGGCGGAAACGGUUUUUCCGAGACUGCUCGCCAGGUAUCCUUCUCCAUUGAGGGUGGUGGUGAGGUUCCAGUGCUGCGCGCGGAGCUUGCCAACUCGGAGGGCGAGUACUUCCCCGCCGACGUCAACCUGUCCGAGCACAUCGAGAACGACAACGGCAACUUGGUUUACCAGUAGGCGGUUACAUAUCUGCCACAGUGUUUUGACUCCAAAGAGUCACAGCUAUAGUGGGGAAACUGC